ACACAAUCUUCCGAGAAUUAAGCAGUAAAUUCAAAAAAAAAAUGGACACAGCCAGAACAACAACUACCGCGACAGCCACGACAACACCGCUAUUCUCAUCGCCUGCAUCGCCCACAACUUCCCGCCUCAAGCGCCGUUCUACGGUUCAUACCGCUGCCGGUGCUAAUAACGUGCACGUUUCGCCCUAUCCAACGUCCCCACACACCCCCGAGCCCCCGUGUAAGCCCACGUCUUCCUUGGCGCGUAAACGAAGAAGCUCGAUUAUGUCUAGGACGAGUAUGUCACUAGGGGGAAGCGGUGGGAGCGGAUGGAUGGAGGCGGGGGGUUACGACAACAGGGGGAGUGCAGGGGAUGUGGAUACGGCAAGGGAGGGGGUUGAGGAAGGGUUUUCGAGGAUUUCUCAGGCUAUGGUUCGUUUUCUUCCCUUCCAUCCUCUCCCGCGGGUUAUGGACUUGGAGAGAGGGGAUGAUAGUUGGGGGGGGGGGCUUUGUUGUUGAUGAGCUGAGGUGGUUUGUUAUUUGUUGGUUGGUUGGUUUGAUGGUAAACUGACGAGCUUCACAACAGAAUCUCCUCUCACUCCAAUCCACCGCAACACCAGCUCCUCGGACGCCUUCAACCUAUGAUGCACCAGUGCAUUGGCCCUCACCCGAGGAAUUACUUAAAGAGUCCCUACGCCAAUCGUUGUCCGCUCUUCAUGCUCUCUCGCAGAUAAAAUAUCUCGUUGAAAAGUCUCCCUCACCGACUGAUGAGCAGAACGGCGAAACUAGUAGUGGCGGGGUUAGUGAGGUAAUGGGAGUUUACGAUAGAGCAAUGCAUGAAAUGCGUGCAGCUGCUGAGAUACUUGUUCGUUUAGGUUGGAAUACCGCUUCUUCCAGAGUAGCUUGCUAAUCAGAUCUCAGACAUGGGCGGAACGGCAUCUUGAGGAAGAAAAGGAGAUUGUAAAAGAGCGGUUAUUGAAAGGGUAGUUUUCGCGGUUCUCUUUCUGUCCGCACGACGGAUGUGUAUGUGAAGUGGGGUAAUGAGCAGAUGUGAUUCAUAAGGUAUGGAUUAUCAUGGGCAAUCUUGGAGCUUCUGUCAAAAUUAGAGACUUACAUUUCAGCGUGUACUUUUACGAUAUCGUUUUUUUGGCCAGCGUACGACAUGAGGGCAAUUGGGUGUUCGGAGUUUAUCAUUAUAACGAUUUACGACCGAUGCUACGGCAAUACCUAUUUCGUUCUCUUGCUUUUAUUCCGAUUUUGCUUUUCCCGGUUUGUGAAAUAGCUCUCCUUUUUUAGUUUAGCAUUCCCUGAGGGAGCAUUAUUGGUGGGCAUGAUAUCCAGCAAAUGGCAUCAUGCCGGGGAUGCGAAUCACAGUAAUAUUCACCACUCGUCCCCUUCCCGUAAUCAUCUCUCCGGCCGGAUGAGCCCGCAGAACCCUAGUGCCAACCCCACCCCGAACCCCGACUUACUAGUACUCGCAGCACUAUAGCCUAGGAAGAAACCUAUGUCUUCGCGCAGUUAGUUCAGCCCGACUAGUAAUUCGGGCAUGAUACCGCGCCCGAAUGUUGAGGAAAGAGAUAUGAGAUGACAAACGCGACACGACCAACACGGCUAGCUGCUAAAUGGUUAUCGAUAGAAGAUCACCCCGCAACCAGCUACGUGCGCCAAGAUCCGUUAUGUGGCCGGAAACGUAGGGUACUGUACUCACAGUGGUUCCAGUCUUUCGGCAAUCUCCACUAAUCCUCGCGAAUCUAAGCCCAACUCCGGCCCACCCGAGGACCGUACCGGUAAUAGUAAACCCCACCAGCCUGCGCAGUCCCAGUAAAAAAAAUCGUGAGCACGCAACGCUCUGAAGAACUUCUCAAGGCAUGGUAGGUUCUUCUUAUUGUAUUGGCCCUAUCUGUAAGUAGGGAGGAUCUAGAGGUGGUGUUUCCCACUUUCGGUUUCCGUGAUGUCGUUCCCGCCAUCGAUACGAUACGAUACGGUUCCUUGCGGAGGUGAGAUCCUAGGCAGCAUACUGUACUAGGCGCGACUCGGUA
Molecule: messenger RNA, 2017 nt
Organism: Tuber aestivum (summer truffle)
Lineage: Eukaryota; Fungi; Ascomycota; Pezizomycetes; Pezizales; Tuberaceae
Source: the annotation of a GenBank genome assembly